AGCACCGGAAGCGGAAGUCAGGUGGUUGUGGGACUCCGAAGAAGAGGCUCCAUUACCUUGGAAAGCUCAAGGGAUCCGUAGUUUGGCUGUGUGGUGGCCCUCUGCGGAUCUCCGCCGGCGCGGUACGGACACAGCCGCUGGCGAAUUUCAGGAUGACUGACACUACUAACACUCCAAAUUUUGAAGAGAUGUUUGCAAACAGAUUCACAAAAGAUGAUAAAGAAUACCAGGAAUAUUUGGAACGCCCCCCUGAAUCCCCUCCAGUUAUUGAGGAAUGGAAUAGCAGAGCUGGUGGGAACCAAAGAAACAGAGGCAAUCGGUUGCAAGAUAACAGACAGUUUAGAGGUAGGGACAGCAGACGAGGGUGGCCAAGUGACAAUCGAUCAAACCAGUGGCAUGGACGAUCCUGGGGUAACAAUUACCCACAGCACAGACAAGAGCCUUACUAUCCACAGCAAUAUGGACAAUAUGGUUAUAACCAGCGGCCUCCAUACAGUUACUACUGAUAGAAAUACUGGUGACAUCUUUUAGUAAAACCAUUUACUUUGUUAAUAUGAUGAUUCUUGUGUGUCCUAUUGAUCAGUUUUCCACCUCAUUUUAGAGAAUGGAUUAUUAAUGUUUUAGAAAUUGAGACUUUUUAAAAAAAUAAAUGUUACAGAGAGAUCUAAUGGUUGUUGGGAAUAAUACUCCCCUAAAAAUACUGUAGAUUAUAUCACUUGACUUAAGAUUCUUCAAGACUUUAUAGUGCUUUCUUUGAGUUUGGCAUAUUUUCUUUGACCUCCAGAAGUUCUGUCUAAGACAGAAAUAAAAAAUGUAAAUAAAAAAAUGCUUGCUUUUACUUUGUAAAAGGAUAUCCCUAUAGAUUCCAAUUCAGAAGUGCUUGUUUCUAAAAUUCUACAGAGGUAGUACAAUCAGUUCAUGAAUGCACUGUUAUGAUUAAGACAAUGUGUAACAUCAGCAGUUGAAAGCUAAAACAAUUGUAUAUUUCUUUUGGCUUCUAUUAUUAUGAAUAUGGCACUUUGUGACUGCUUGCUCUGUAGGAAUAGUCAGCUCCACACCUAAUUUGGUCUUUUUUAGAGGAAAAUCAAGAAUAAA
Messenger RNA from Fukomys damarensis (Damara mole-rat), 1095 nucleotides. It is a transcript of the gene Ramac, whose product is annotated as RNA guanine-7 methyltransferase activating subunit. The record is from RefSeq and is a predicted model, not a curated record. Gene Ontology annotation, biological process: RNA 5'-cap (guanine-N7)-methylation. NCBI's taxonomy places the organism in Eukaryota, Metazoa, Chordata, Mammalia, Rodentia, Bathyergidae. The transcript is spliced from 3 exons. Bases 153 to 506 code for a protein of 117 amino acids. Gene Ontology annotation, molecular function: RNA binding.